AUGAUGUUACAGAGCCCGGGUGAGGCAAAAGCUCUUUACUCCAAGGAUAAGCCAAAUAACGAAAACCUCAGCGGUUUCAAGAUUAUCAAGCUUCCACUGGGGCGAAAAGGAUUUUCAAUUCAACACUGUUCCGCAAAGUAUGAGAAGUACCUAGAGGCAGGCUCAAAGGCCGUCGCACAGGAGUACUUCAACAUGCUUCUUGAAGGACAUCAGACUAUUCGACAAGUAUUGCUGUUACUGCGCGACAAUCCCGGUGAUGUUUUCCUCAUCCACUGCUCUUUGGGAAAAGACAGAACUGGCAUCAUUUUCGCGAUCCUCCUUUCGUUGGCUGGUGUCCCUCACGACGUCAUAGCAUCAGAAUACAGUUUAAGUGAGGUAGCUUUACAGUCACUUCUGCCUAAGAUUGCCGAAAUAGUGAAAUCAUCUGCAUCGCCCCGACCCACUACCGCAGAAGCUCUACGGAUAGCGCACGGGGUGAUAACAACAACCAAGGAUGCAAUGUUUCUAACGUUGGAAAAGCUGGAAGCAACUUUCGGUAGCACUGUCCAAUACGUGACCGAGCGCUGUGGACUAUGUUUGGAGGAUAUAAAGCAAAUCCAACAGAACUUGACUCGGGCUGACCCCCAGAAGUAA
Molecule: messenger RNA, 633 nt
Organism: Talaromyces amestolkiae
Lineage: Eukaryota; Fungi; Ascomycota; Eurotiomycetes; Eurotiales; Trichocomaceae
Exons: 4
Coding region: 1-633 (210 amino acids)
Biological process (GO): dephosphorylation
Molecular function (GO): phosphoprotein phosphatase activity
Source: RefSeq, a predicted model, not a curated record